Pelodiscus sinensis (Chinese soft-shelled turtle) is the source of this 3231-nucleotide messenger RNA. The record is from RefSeq and is a predicted model, not a curated record. NCBI's taxonomy places the organism in Eukaryota, Metazoa, Chordata, Testudines, Trionychidae.
CGGGGGGGGGGAGCCGAUGCUUCGCACUUAACCACAUCCGUGCCUGGGCUCGAAAUAGUCCCAGGCGUCGGUCACCGCUCCCCUCCAUUUUGAAAAGCCUCCCCGGGCCGCCGGAGCCGGGGAAGCUGCCCUCAUGGCGUUCAGCCCCUGGCAGAUCCUCUCCCCGGUCCAGUGGGCCCGGUGGACAUGGUCCGCGGUGCGGGGAGGGGCAGCUGAUGGCGGUGAGGACGAGCGAGAGAUGGAGGAGGAUGACUCACAGGCAGAGACCAAAUCCCUGAGUUUCAGCUCGGAUUCGGAAGGCAAUUUUGAGACCCCUGAAGCCGACACGCCCCUCCGGUCACCUGUCAAGGAGCCUUGCGACCCCGCGCUGGGACGGGACGCGGCCGAGGCCGGGAUCCAAGAGUUCUGCGAAGAUGAGGAGCGGCUGGUAGCUGAAGUGUCAGAGACGUACGCGCGCCAGAAACACUCGGAGGAUGAGGUGCAAACACCGCUCACCGUCCUCCAGCCUGAUACAAAUUCGAAAGCAGAAACGGAUCACAGACUCGACAGAGUGACACGCUUUGCACCAGAAACCGAGGCGCUUUUGGACGGCUCUUCAGCACUCCCUGCAGAGACCCGUCUUUUGUCAUCGGUAGAGUUGGCUCCGGAGCAGACGCUGCCUCCCGAUGGACCCGUAGCUCCCCAGGAGAGGGGGAUGUCUGGAGAAGGCGUGGUUGUCAUGCCCGAAGGGUUGGCUGAAACUCUUGCCCUGGAGUCAGUGCCGAGCAAGAGCAAGCUCCAGAAAGUGAAACCAUCUUCCCUCCGGAAGAAAGCGGCUGGGGAGACGGGAGAAACGGAAGCAGCGGCAGAGGGCAGCCCUGCCCCCAAAGCAUCUCACCACUUCAGUCCAGCUGAGUAUGAUGAGGAGAUAAACCCCUUUCCCACCCCCCCCCCUGCCGCUCAGCAGAGCUUCAUGGCUUCCAACUGCGACGCCAGCGACUCCGGGGUGGAGUUGGCCGAGGAGUCCAGGGGCCAGGCUCUGCAGCUGGAGUUUGAUUUCACAGACGGGGUGGAGGGCGGAGAGGUCAGGAAAGCCCUGCCAAAGAAAAGCGGCAGGAAGCCUGCCAGCAAACUGACUCCCAAACGACAAAGAGACGCAGCCAAGAAGCCCGCGAGUGCUGAAGGUCUGGAAAAGGCUCCAGGGGAGGCGCCUCUCCCCAAAGCCUCGUACACGGCGGACCCCAGCCAGUGGGACGAUCCCAACUUCAACCCUUUUGGCGGCAGCCUGCGGAACUCCCCGCCCCUCCCAAAGGCUUCCUAUCGUUUUGACCCCAACGACUUUGACUCAGUGGAUCCUUUUACACCCAGCAGGAGCUUAGCCGGCGUGGCCGCUGACUCCUGUCCCGCGGUGGGCAGCUGUCUCAAUGAAAUCCUGGAGCCCCAGACUGUGGAGGUGCAGGGCGCGGAGCUGGCGACAGGCAAAGCCUCUCCGAAGAAGGCCAAGUCGCGCUUGAUAACGACUACUGAACAAGUGACAUUUCUCUGUUUUCUGUUGAGUGGCUGCAAGGCGAAGAAAUAUGAGAUAACGGCCCUGGCCCUGGAUGCUGGCUCUCAGGACGAAGGAGCAUUGAUCUCAAACAUCCCAGACGUCGCCAGCUGCGAUGGCCACGCUACCGACGAAGAGAAACUGGCGUCUACGUCGUCCAGUCAGAAACCCCCCGGGCCAGAGGUGAAAGGUGAGACAGAAGACGACCUGGAGUACUUUGAAUGUGGCAGUGUUCCCGUGUCUGCCAUAAACCAUGCAUUUUCAUCCACGGAAGCAGGGUUCGACAAAGAGAAGUCCAAGCAGAAGAAGGACGGGCCCAGCAGCACCCUGGUAAGUGCAGCAUCACCUCUCCUGUGAUCUCCUGGGGCUUCCCCCGUGCCGGUGACCUCCCCGUGAAACACGAUGAUUCACUAUGGGCCUGAUUCUUCAGCCCUUCCUCACAUUCCUUGACUUGAUCAGGGCGAGGCAGAGCUGCCGGCAGAUUGAGGUACAGGGUGCACCUCGCUCAGUUGGACUCUCUGGUCCGGUGACAUCCAUGGACCAGCUGCAUUUGCCUGCGAGCGAAUGCACGUGGCCGGCUGCCCUCCCCUUGCCGUGCGCGGGGGCGUGGCACGUGGCCUUGUGUAUCGCAGGCAUGGUUCGACGAGCAGUGCGGCCCCCUCUUAGUCCUGUGCCAAGAGGCUGGUGGGAAGCUGCCGGCCUCGGCUCGUGGAAGCCAGCUCCAUUGCUGCCUCCCGACGGACGGGACGGGACGGGGGCCACCCUGGGGAGCUCCCCACGCUCCCAUCAGUCGCUCUGCGUCCUGCUCGCAGCCUCGUGCACCCUGGCCCUGCGAGGGUUGCCAGGUGUCCGGUAUUGGCUCCAAAACGGUCUCGUGGGGGGUUUUUUCCUGCCAGGUUUGGUAUUUUUUGUGAAAGUAUCUGGCAACCCUAGGCCCUGCUGAGAACCCGGCAGCGGCGUCGAUAAAAUCCCCUCCCUGCCGCGGCAGAGCCGAGGGCCAGGGGACGUGCGGGGCCAGGUCAGCUCAGGAGAGGAAAGUGGCUGGCAGAUGACAAUGGGAUUAACCCCAGCAGCCAGCUCAGCGUCCCUGGGGCGGAUUUAAGCCUGCCAAGGGCAUUAGCGGGGGGCGGGGGGGCUCGGUUCUGCGCUGUGCCUUACUUGUAACAGUCACGUUCCGGGGUAGGCGUGUGAAAGGGUAACCGGCUGACUGGUAAGCAUACACUUCACUGGCUAGCUGGUUAACCAGAGCGUCCCCCCCACCCCACGGCAGCCCAGCUGCAGGACCGUGGCCACACUGAGCGGUGGUUCUGGAGCAGCCCCCAUGGCCGGGUCAGGACAGUCGACGGGUAACCGGUUAGCUGUUCUGGGCGGUUUGCCUGCGGGGCUCGGGGGGUUGGGUACUGAGACCUCAGCUCGGCCAGACAAGUCAUGGGCGGUUCCAGAGGGGCUGGCGGCCCUGGCUCUGCCCAGCGAGCGCCGGUUCGGAGGGAGCAUAUAAAAUACCCAUUGUCCGGCUGCUGCAGCACAUGCAAAUGCAGAGGGAAGGGGGAGGCCACCUGUGCCCAAGCCGGGAGGCAGCGAUUGGCGCCUGUCUGCGCAGAGGGGGCAGCCGGUUGCCAGCUCUGCAGAAACAGGAAGUCGGUGCCCCUCUGCGCUCUAGGGCCGCCUGACCCCAGAGCCCCUGGGAUGCCCCCGGCUGGGCAAAC